UUAACUCAAAUGAAGGGAAAGGAAUAUGAGAAUGCCUUCUUCAAUAAUGUGUGUUCAUUUCUGAUUUGGUUGAAUUUGUGCCUUUUGAAUUAGGUAUCAUGGCUGAUCCCACACGCCGUAGUGGAGUUCGGUCGCUAGAAAUGCCAUCCCAUGAAAACACAGACACUCAGCCAUGGAAAUUUCGAAAAGGUGAUCGAACCCGGAGGAUAUGGAGUGCCCGAGAAGAGGAGAUAUUGGCUGCAUCAAUGGGAGGCAAUCGUCCAGCUACACGAGCCUGGCAAAAAUACUAGGCCGGAGUGGCGUGGGAUUCAAUUCGGAUGGGCAAUAUAUGAUUGAAUGCGAUGACGAUCAGUGGGAGACAAUCGUCCAGGCUGAUAAGGAUGCGAAGUUCAUGCGGGGCAAGUCAUGGCCGUUAUGGGAAACAUGGAAGGCCAUUUUUGGAAAGGAUCGUGCUAGCGGUGCAGGGGUAGAACAGGUUGAUGAUGCGGUGAAUCGUCUGCGUGGAAAUGGCCCAAGUGGUAGCGAGGUCAAUGAGAACGAGUUCCCAGGCUUUGAGGACCAUGAUUCCGACAACGUGGUUCAUCUAUCACAGGCGUCGGGAUUUGAAGGCUACAGCUCCGGUAACAAUGGCAAACAAACUUCCAUCAACAAGUCCGGCGGGAGUCAGAAGCGCAAACACGAUGGAGCCGAUGCAGCACUUAUGGAAUUCCUCUCAAAUCUGCAUACUGAGACAAACGUUCGGCUCGAGGUGAUUUCAUCGAGAAUGGGCUAUGAAUUCAAUCUUGGAAAGGCUAAGCAAGAUGUUUUCGACAAGCUGGAAACUGUGCAAGGCCUCACGCUCGAUCAACGGUACGAACUGUGCAACAUCUUAAGCGACAAGCCGCAACGGCUUGAGGUAUUCAUGGGAAUGAGAGCUAGCGCUCGUCUUGGAUAGCUGUUGAAGCUUAUCGAGGAGAAUCAGAAAGUAAUGUGAAAGGAGAUUAAUGUGAAUGAGAGCUAGCGCUCGUCUUGGAUAGCUCGUCUUGAACUGCUGCCUUUCUCGCUUGGGCCAAACUGAUGCAUAGCGUGCAUUAGAUCGAAAACACAUAUUUUGGAUGUAGCUAGUGUGUAUUAGGAUAUGAACCUUUGUUGACUAUGUGCUCUAUCGAGCAGUUUGUACAGCUCAUAUUGUAUGAAGUGAUGCGUAUGCUAUACUUAAG
Salvia splendens (bonfire salvia) is the source of this 1199-nucleotide messenger RNA. RefSeq lists its product as uncharacterized. The coding region runs from base 209 to 934 and encodes 241 amino acids. The transcript is spliced from 3 exons. The record is from RefSeq and is a predicted model, not a curated record. Lineage: Eukaryota; Viridiplantae; Streptophyta; Magnoliopsida; Lamiales; Lamiaceae.